This is a messenger RNA of Manis pentadactyla (Chinese pangolin), 949 nucleotides long. Its product is annotated as transcription initiation factor TFIID subunit 4-like. NCBI's taxonomy places the organism in Eukaryota, Metazoa, Chordata, Mammalia, Pholidota, Manidae. The transcript has 2 exons. The record is from RefSeq and is a predicted model, not a curated record. Bases 1 to 876 code for a protein of 291 amino acids.
AUGAGGUGGACACAGGCCCGCCGGCACUCACCGUCCCGGGUCUCGAGGCAGGCUCUCGGGGGCGCCGCUGUCGCCGGUUCGGACCCGGCACCCCCGGGCGGAACUGCCGGCACCGCGGCCGCCGGGCGGGCUCGAGCCGGCUGCGGACAGGCGGCGGGGCGCGGGGACACUCACCUGGGCCGCACAGGCCGCACCUGCCGACCUGCGGGGCGCCGCCCCCACCCCCCCGCGGCGGCCCGCGCCCACCCGCCCCGAGCACAAAGGGACGUCGCGGGGCGGGCGGGGGAGGGCGCGGCUCGCAGGCCCGGGCCCCCGGGUGCCCCCGCUCCGGCCCCUGGACGGCGCGCGGCCCCGGGAGGCGGCGGCGGGCGCGCGCGGAGGCCCACCUGGGAGGGCGCGCUACGGGCGCGGCGCGGAGACCCCCGGCGGCGGGGCGCGGCGAGCAGGGCGGCGGGGCCGGAGCCCCCGAGCCCCGGGCCCAGCCGGCCGCGCAGCCAUGGCUCCGCCAGGAAGUGCGAGGCCGAGGCGGAGGCGGCGCGCGCGGCCAAUGGCGGCGGCCGGGAGGGGUGGGCGCAGCGGCGCGAGGCGGGGCCUGGACGCGCGGCGGGGCCGCUCUCCGGGCGGCGGGGCUGCAGCCCACCCUCGGCGCGGCGGUCCCCCGACUCGGGCCCCGCAGAGGCAAGCCCGGCUGCGUGCCGCGAGCGCCGCGGUGCCACCCGCCGGGCCGGGCUCUGGGCCGUGGAACCCCGUUUGCAGUCCCAGUGGCCCCCAGGGCUGACACACAGGAAGCGCUCGACAAAUAUUUGUGGAAUGAAUGAAUUUAACCAUUACCUGUCAAUCCAUCAAUUGUCAAAUUUAUCUCAGGCUGAAGCAUAAAUGAACUUUGAAAGCAUUACUCUAAGUGAAAGAAGCCAGACACCAAAGGCCACAAUAGCGUGUGAUUCAUGCA